Molecule: messenger RNA, 1666 nt
Organism: Geodia barretti
Lineage: Eukaryota; Metazoa; Porifera; Demospongiae; Tetractinellida; Geodiidae
Source: the annotation of a GenBank genome assembly
AUGCCUAGGUUAUCAUUUUCCACCACUUACCAAAAAAAAUCUUUCAUGUCCAUAAUGUCAUUGACUUGAUGUUAUUUCUUUCACCUCUUUCCAAACGACGAAAUGGCCGACACAAUAAUUGACACACAUUGCUCCAGUCAUGCACAACAGAGACCAUGAUGCCUCACAGCUGACAGUUUCCACCUGGAGUGACACUGGAGUCCCUGUCCUCACCUCCGUGGCAAAGUGCUCACAGUUGGCAAAGAGCAAGUUGUAGUAUUCACCGAUACGCUGUCUUGCUCUCUCAAUGACUCUUGUUGGUUGGUAGGGACUAUAUUAGACCAUGCGGAUGAUCUUUGUGUGGUGUGUCAUAAAUGUCUUCCUCUAACAAUCUGCCGGUUGCUGCUUCCUCUUGUGGAUGACUGUAAUAGUGUUGCAGCUCACCACAUUCACCACUAUCAUGUGGUGGUCGUACAAGCGUUCAUUCACCUUGAUGUGGUCCCCUGGCUUUAGUUCAUCCAGACGAGUGAUAGUCGCCUCAGUCCUAGAACUGCUGGCACCCAUAUUCAAAAUAGCUCCGUCACAUAUGCCGCAACUGCUGGCUGAAUUUAUGGUUAGCAAUAUUAGGUACAUUACCCAGGGGUUCACACCCAUGUCCCUAUGAGGGGUCCCCUUGAGGUUACUAGAUAGCGUGCCUCAUGUCCUGGAGCACAGACCCUCCUAAAUACCACACCAUCUUGGAAUUGGGGUUGGCCCGCAACAUUUUGCCCCCACCCCCCUCUCGAAAGUGUGUGUGCUAAAGAAAUGAGCGGUUAUGCAUGCAGAGGGUGAGUGUUGUCAUGAUCAUCUUCUGAAUCAGAGUCUGAAUCUCUCUUCUUCCUGCUGCUCCCACUGAAGGCAUACCACAGACCAGCGACAGCCAUCGCAUUCCAACUGCAGCACCCGCCUCUAACCUUCACUGCAGUCUGACACUGAUACUGAGCUCAUCCCCAGUGCCUAGACCUCUGUGACCAAGAGUAUCUAAUGUCUAGCCCUUGCUGUAGGCUACAAUAUCAGGUGGUGCAUGAGAGCUAGAGCCGUGGUGGCGAUGAGAGAGCCUUACACUCCCAGGGUUCCUGGCCUUCAGAGAGGUGGACUCUCUCGAGAGACUCAGAGAAGUUCAAAGACAACACCCACAACAUUAUCCUCAGGUCAUAUUGGUGGAUGGAAACGGGAUCCUUCAUCCAAAAGGUUUGGUCUGGCCAGCACCUUGGUGUCCUGGCUGACAUACCGCAGUGUUGGGGUGGGCAAGAAACUCUACCACGUGGACGGCCUCGAGAAGUGCCCUGACCACAAACAAAGAAUCCAGACUCAGCUGAGGAAAAGAGGCGACUAUUUCCACCUCAUAGGAGACUCUGGCAUGAUCUGGGGAGCUGCUGUGCGUACGUCAGCUGAGGCCACCAACCCAGUGUAUGUGUCAGUUGGCCACAAGAUCUCACUGGACACUGCAGUGGGUUCUGGUCCUGGCCUGCUCCCUCAAUGAGAGUCCCUGAGCCUGUCAGGGCACAGGCGGAUCUGCUCUCAAGAAAAUAUGCUCAGGAAGAAAAGAGGGCUCAUAAAUGACCAGCAAUUAGCUAAACACAGAUAAAAAAUGUGUUUCUCUUAUUUUUGUAUAACAGAUUGGAUUAGUGUGUGUAUGAUAUAAAAA